UUUAUUUUCUGCAAAUCUGAAACAUGGCUGACCCAAACAAAAAGUAUGGUUUGUUCCUUCCAAAGAGCAAAAAGUCAGCAGUGAAGACUACAAAUGUUUUUGAUGAUGACAGUGAUGAUGACUUACCAGGAAUGGCUAAGGUCAAUGCCACAAUCAACAAAGAAGCCCACAAGUCCAAGGUUAAGAGACAGACCCAGAUAGCGAUUGAUCAGGCUUUAGAACAAGACCCAAAUAUCUACGAGUAUGACAAGAUCUAUGAUGUGAUGAGCAACACAAAAGCUGAAAAGGAAGAGGCAGCCAAGGCCAAAAAGGAUAACAAGCCGAGGUAUAUUGGUAACUUAAUGAAAGCAGCAGAAAAACGCAAGCUUGAACAGGAAAAGGUUCAGGAGAAGAAGAUACAGAAGGAGCGUGAGACAGAAGGAGAGGAAUUUAAAGAUAGAGAAGUAUUUGUAACGGGAAAAUACAAAGAAAAGCUGCAAGAAAUGGAGAGGGAGGCUGAAAGGGAGAGGAGGGAAGCUGCAAUGGAGGAACUGCUGGAUGUGAAGAAACAGAAGGACAUGAGUGGAUUUUACCGUUACUUACUGAAUGAAAAAACAGGAGAAAGUAUCCACAAUGGGGAACAGUCAGCUAUACAAGUGAAGACAGAACCUUUAACUGAAGUAGAUACAAGUCGAGUGAAAGAGGAGCCGGAAUCAUUUGACAAAAGUGUGACAACAAAUAGAGUCAAGCAUAAUUCAUCCUCUGAUGAAUCUACUUCCUCAUCCGACUCUGACCAACCAGUUAUAAAGGAUUCCAAGCCAGUGGACAGGAAUAAAAAAUCCAGGUCACCAGAAAGGAGAAAAAGAUCAAGGUCUCGAGAAAGAAGGUCAAAGUCACCAAACAGGAGGAUUAGGUCAAGGUCUAGAGACAGGAGAAGGUCAAGGUCACCUGAUGUAUCACGUGGAGAAAAAAAUAAGAAACGCAGUAAUGAUAGUGAUAGUAAGCACAGACACUCACAUAGGUCAAGGUCAAGGUCAAAGGACCGUUAUUCUGAUAAACAUUUACACAAAGACAAGAAACAUCGUUCAUCGUCAAGAGAUAGAAGUAGCAAAUUAUCCAAACAGUCCACAUCUAGUGAUAGAAAAACUACAGACAAAGGGCCAAGAUCAGCUGAAAGGUUUACAAAGGAACAGGUCGGAAAAGAUGCCUUAUUACCAAGUAAAAACACUCAAGAAAAGUCAAAGGAGAUAGGGCGAUCAGAAAAAGUUACAAGUGACUCUGAAACGAAAACAAAGUAUGCUAAACAUACUACUGACAAAUCAUUUAGUGAUGCUAAAGCACGGUACCUAGCUAGACAGAUAGCCUAAGUCAAGGCAAACUCAGCAAUGGAUGAUACAACAGCUAAGUAGUUCAUCAUAAGUGUUAACUAGUGUAAUAUCACAGAAACACAGAGAGUUAACUAGUUAUGGACACAACA
This is a messenger RNA of Pecten maximus, 1456 nucleotides long. Its product is annotated as nuclear speckle splicing regulatory protein 1-like. The transcript is spliced from 8 exons. Bases 24 to 1346 code for a protein of 440 amino acids. NCBI's taxonomy places the organism in Eukaryota, Metazoa, Mollusca, Bivalvia, Pectinida, Pectinidae. Gene Ontology annotation, biological process: regulation of alternative mRNA splicing, via spliceosome. The record is from RefSeq and is a predicted model, not a curated record.